Molecule: messenger RNA, 2550 nt
Organism: Cryptomeria japonica (Japanese cedar)
Lineage: Eukaryota; Viridiplantae; Streptophyta; Pinopsida; Cupressales; Cupressaceae
Product: transmembrane 9 superfamily member 12
Exons: 2
Coding region: 304-2286 (660 amino acids)
Biological process (GO): protein localization to membrane
Cellular component (GO): membrane
Source: RefSeq, a predicted model, not a curated record
UUUACUGUAAUUUCUCCGUCAAAAAAAUAUAAACAAAAUUCACCCAGAUCUGAUGAGGGGGUUAUAAAGAAAGUUUGCCGGGCAAACUAAGGAACAUAAUAGCGGGAGAGACCAGCAAUCAAUAGAGGGAACGGGAAUGCAGAGGCGGUAGAUCUGGCAACAAAUCCGGAUCUCCAAUCAGAAAACUAGUCGACUGAGCCGGAAAUCGAUCUAUUUGGUCUGAGAAGGGUUCUGGUUACCGGGGGAAAGAUUUUGUUCUAUCAACGGUGUUGAGGGUUUCUGGGGCAUCAACGCUAGGGCCACAUGGCUCCUCUGACGCCGAUAUAUGCUUUACAGAUGAGUACUACAGCCUUAUUUGUUGUUGUUUUGCUAUUUGGAUCUGUUACUGAUGCAUUUUAUUUACCUGGAAGUUAUAUGCAUACUUACCCUAAUGGCGGGGAUCUGACUGUAAAGGUUAAUUCUUUGACCUCAAUAGAAACCGAGUUGCCCUUUAGUUAUUAUAGCUUGCCAUACUGUAGAUCCCCAAUAGGAAUAAAAAAAAGCGCAGAGAAUCUGGGUGAGCUUCUCAUGGGCGACCAGAUCGAAACCUCACCUUAUGUUUUUCACAUGAAUAAGAAUGAUUCCUAUUAUCUUUGUACUACUAAGCCAUUGAAUGAGCAUGAGGUUAAGAUCUUGAAGCAGAGGAUUGAUGAUCUGUACCAAGUCAAUGUGAUCCUUGACAAUCUUCCUGCGAUGAGGUAUACUGAGCAGAAUGGCAUUUCUAUAAAGUGGACUGGGUUUCCUGUUGGCUUUGUAUCUGAACAGGACAAGGAUCAUUACAUUAUUAACCAUCUCAAAUUCAAGGUUUUGGUGCAUGAGUACGAGGAUACUGGGUUGAAUUCUUUGAUUGGUGGUGAUGAUGGGACAGUGAUGCCCGACCAGGAUAAUUCUAAGAAGAAAUCUGGGUUUGAAGUGGUUGGAUUUGAGGUUGUUCCUUGCAGUGUUAAGCGAGAUGCAGCUGCAAUGUCGAAGAUUAAGAUGUAUGAAUCAAUCCCUUCUGUACAUUGUGACCAGGAGAUGCAACAGGUGAUUAAAGAGCAAGAGCAGAUUUCCUUUACUUAUGAGGUGAGUUUUGUGAAAUCUGAUAUCAGAUGGCCUUCCAGAUGGGAUGCAUAUUUGAAGAUGGAUGGUGAUCGGGUGCACUGGUUUUCUAUCCUGAAUUCUCUUAUGGUGAUUUCUUUCUUGGCUGGAAUUGUUUUUGUUAUCUUUUUGAGGACCGUCAGGAGAGAUUUGACUAAGUAUGAGGAAUUGGAUAAGGAGGCGCAAGCCCAAAUGACAGAGGAGCUUUCUGGAUGGAAGCUUGUCGUGGGUGAUGUGUUUAGAGCACCAAAUCACUCAAAGCUUCUCUGUGUGAUGGUGGGUGAUGGUGUACAAAUUACAGGGAUGGCAGCUGUAACAAUACUUUUUGCAGCGUUUGGGUUCAUGUCUCCUGCUUCAAGAGGAAUGCUUUUAACAGGAAUGAUUCUGUUGUAUCUCUUCCUGGGGAUUGCUGCUGGUUAUGUUGCUGUUAGGAUGUGGAGGACCAUUCAAGGAGAUUCUAUGGGUUGGAGAUCUGUAGCAUGGUCUGUUGCAUGUUUCUUCCCUGGAAUAGUAUUUUUGAUCCUGACAAUCUUGAAUUUUAUUCUGUGGGGCAGUCACAGCACAGGGGCUAUCCCGAUUUCCCUGUACUUCAUUCUUUUGUCUCUAUGGUUUUGCAUUUCUGUGCCUCUGACACUUUUGGGAGGUUUUAUAGGAACCCGUGCUGAAGCCAUUCAGUAUCCUGUCAGGACUAAUCAAAUUCCAAGAGAAAUUCCAGCCAGAAAAUACCCUUCCUGGCUUCUUGUCUUGGGAGCGGGUACCUUGCCUUUUGGAACUCUCUUUAUUGAGCUUUUCUUCAUCAUGUCAAGCAUUUGGCUCAGAAGGUUCUACUAUGUUUUUGGGUUCUUGUUUGUUGUGCUCAUCCUGCUUGUUAUCGUAUGUGCUGAGGUCUCUGUAGUGCUUACAUACAUGCACCUGUGUGUGGAGGAUUGGCAGUGGUGGUGGAAGUCGUUCUAUGCAUCUGGGUCAGUUGCUCUCUAUGUCUUACUGUAUUCUAUCAACUAUCUGAUUUUUGAUCUUCGCAGUUUGAGUGGGCCUGUCUCUGCAGUGCUUUACCUUGGGUACUCUCUAAUAAUGGUGCUUGCAAUAAUGCUUUCCACUGGUACCAUUGGGUUUUUGACAUCAUUUUAUUUUGUUCACUAUCUCUUCUCAUCUGUUAAGAUUGAUUGAUUAACCUGUUGAAGUGGUCUGUGAGAAGAAGCGUUGAGAAGGUAUUUGUCAUGCAGGAGAUGUAGGGUUUUCUGUAGUCAAAUUCUUGAUUACAGAGGGUAAUUGUAAUGCUCACAGGUUCAUUGGAAGCCUUUGGUCCAAAGCUUAACGUUAGGAUUCAGUUCAUCUUUUGAGUUUUCUUUCCCUUUUCUUAUAGUUCAGAAACAAAAUCCAUUGUAUUAUGGAUAUCUACUUAUUACAUUAAAGGAAGCACGGUUAUAUCUA